Messenger RNA from Phycodurus eques (leafy seadragon), 3546 nucleotides. It is a transcript of the gene vwa7, whose product is annotated as von Willebrand factor A domain containing 7. Lineage: Eukaryota; Metazoa; Chordata; Actinopteri; Syngnathiformes; Syngnathidae. The record is from RefSeq and is a predicted model, not a curated record.
CGGACCGGGUGGUGGUGGUUGGGGAAGGCCUAUGCACGGUAAUAUAUGCGGCCCUAUUGUGGGGAAUCAAUGCACCGUGCAUUAAUGAGGGGGGCAAGGGGAGCUAUGACGAGAUGUCCCAAGAAACACGCUCACGACCACUCAGCAUCAAGCGGAUUCUAAUCGGAACCUUACAAGGCGCUUCUUGGGACCUGAUAUCUUCGCUGUUAUUUUACUUCCUUGGGAGCAGGAUAUAGAUACAUCUACAUUUAUAGAUACAUCUACAUUUUGUACAAAUGCUUGUCGUGGGAAUUGUCACCUUGUGGUGUAGGUCUAUGUUGUCAUAUGAACGUACGUUUGUGUACACUGUGUGAUUGUGACUUCUCUGCAAGUGUGAAGAUGACCUCUCAAGCGGAAGAACACAGAGUGAGGUAGGAUGUGACAUAGCAACCCCUUCAUAUAAACGGUCAUGUCACAAAGAAGAAAAAGAAGAAAUCGGAAACAUAAUAAGAGGAGUGUACACUGGUUUAUGUUUGCUUACCUUCUCCUCUUGGCGUCACCGUGCACGUGCUUCCUCCCCAACUUCUGGUCACGGGUGUUGACGCUGUCCUGGGACUCGUACACGCACCAGUACAUCACUGAGCAAGCCAUCCUCAAUGUCACCCUUGACACUCUGCAACAACACCAGGGGUACCAUGCUGAGGAAAAGACCAGACUAGGGCGAGGCUUCUGGAGGGCCGUGGGCGAGGUGGUUCACUCCAAUGCAGAAAUGGACUUCCUGAGCACCACUAGGUCCGACCCCGUAUACCACUUUGAUUCCGAGCGUGUUGACAGCGCUGCGGCAAUGCUGCGGAGGUUCUGGGCUCACACUCUGCUGUCAGUGCGGGCCAAUGAGCAUCAAAGUGCUCUUCAAAGCUUGGGCCGGCUAUUUCACUCCCUGCAGGACUUCUACAGUCACAGUAACUGGGUGGAGAUGGGUCAGCGCUCCAUUUACCACCACCUUUUACAGCCAGACGAGCCGGCCGUCCCUGUAGCUGAAGGUGACACCCCUACUUGUAUGGAGUGCUUUAGCGCCACCUGUCGAAACAACCUCCUCCCAAGACUGCAAGCACACAGGCGGACUUCCCAACUGCUCACAACCGGCUACUUCAGCACUUUCCCUCCAAAACCUGAAGGCAAAUGCAGUCAUGGAGGUAUGCUGGACAGCAGCCGCUCUAUGGCGGCCAAAGGGGGCAUCAACAAAGACAGUACAUCACCUCUCUUCUCCCCUCAUCAUUUCCUCCAUGUGGAAGCGGCCACGCUGGCCUCUGAAGCAACGCUGAGUGUACUGAGAGACCUCAGGGACACAGUGGGGCACAAGACCUUCUUCAGACUUUUCAGCGUGAAGCAGGCACCUGCUUUGGUGUUCGUCAUGGACACCACAGGUAGCAUGUUUGAGGAAAUCACGGCAGCCCGACUGCGGGCUCACUCCAUCAUCCGGAACCGAGCUGACCUCCCUGACCAACCCGGAAGCUUCUUGCUGGUACCCUUCCAUGACCCUGGAGUCGGUCCAGUGUAUGAGACCGAUGACCCGCACCGGUUUAUGGAGCACAUGGAGAACCUGAUGGCACUGGGAGGAGGAGAUGAACCAGAGAUGUGCUUGACAGCCAUUCAGCUGGCCCUCACUCACAGCCCACCACUGUCUGAGAUCUUUGUGUUCACCGAUGCCUCCCCCAAGGACGCCCACAUGUUUGAUGUGGUGAAGGCCCUCGCACUUGCUAAACAGAGCAAAGUGACAUUUCUCCUGACGGAGGACCCCAACUACACCACAGAAAGCACAGCAAGGAGGAGGGAGAGGAGGAGAACAAGGAGAGGGAAGAGGAGCAGAGAACCUUUGCCCCCUGAUCGCUUCUCCCUCUACUCUUCGCUGUCGUCCUUUUCUGGAGGACUGACGAUAUUCACCAGCAACUCUGACAUUCACAGUGUCUCCUCUAUAGUGGAGGACAACACAGCAGCAGACAAGGUGACUCUCCUCCAUGUCGAGACAGACCAGGAACAGAUGUCCUCGCACUCCUUCAGGGUGGAUACCUCUGUCAAAGACGUCACCGUACACAUCACUGGUCUUCUGAGCCAGUGCAUCCUUAUUGAUCCUUCAGGCCAAACUCAGUCUCUUCUGAGUGAGCAAGGCUCUCUGGCCUCACUAGAGCCCUUCAAUGGUCUGUACCGUCUUCGCCUUCUGCCUCCUAUUCAGCCGGGCCAGUGGAACUUGCAAGCCACGGCUGAUGGACAUGUUGCAUUCAACAUAAUAGCUGAUAGCAGUGUGGAUUUCCUGUACUAUUUUGCUACUGUAACCAAUGAGACUCACCCUGGAUUGGCCAGAAUAGAGGGCAGCCCUGUGGCAGGUGUCCCUGCCUUCCUGGUGUUGGCUGUGACUGGCCUGUCUCCUCAUGACGAAAAGGUCUCUUUCAGUCACGUGAUGCUGCUGGGAGCAGAAGGGGAGAGCCUCAAAAAGGUGUUGCUCAACUCCUCCUCUUCCUUCUCUGCAUCGUCAAGCUACACCACGGAGGAUCUAAUUGGCUGGGUGGACUCCAUUCCCAGAGCCCCCUUCUGCGUCCGCCUCACGGGCAGAGAUGGUGGAGGGAACAAGCUGGAGAGGGUCGCCACAGAAAUGGUGCAGCCUACUCAUGUUCAGAUCCAGGUUCUGUCCGCCCCUCCUCUGGUACCUGGCCACAGCACCACGGUGGACUUCAACAUCCUGAACCAUGGCCCGGACAGAGUCUUCAGUCUGACAGCUGAGGAUGAUUCUGGAUAUCUCCAUGCGAGAGGAACUCAAAGGUUCCACGUUGCCGCCCACAAACUUUUCCACAGUCAGGUGGGCCUUCACACGCCUACCUCAGCUCAGGCUGGAGCGACAGUCACCCUGACGUUGUCAGUGCACGCUCUGGACCCUGCAGACAUAAACUACGCGGUGGCCUACCUGACAGUGGUCCCACCUGACCCCGACAUAUCUCCUCCGUCCUGCUCAGCCACCCGAGUGCAGUCCUUCUGUCCUCCUGCUUGCAAUGAGUCUACUUGGACCGUAUCACUGGUUGUAUCGGACAGGGGGCGCUCCGGCCUGGCUGCUCUCCAACUACAGAAGGGACAAGGCACUUUGACUUUACUCCCACCGCCCGCAGGGGACAAACUGGGCGAGGCUCAUCUUGAUCAGCAUGUCCAGCACAAGGCCACAUUAGUGGAGGGAGACCCCCCCUUGAACGUAUCCCAGUGGGCGCUGGGCUCGUCUGAGCCCCUGUGGGGGAGCUACACGUCCAGCUGCUGCUCGGCCCGGGCUGAGCUGCUGGUGUGGGACACUGCUGGAAACAUGAAGCGCUGCCAUCUUGCAUCUGGUCAGCAGAGGCAGCUGAGCGACACGAGAACAGAAUAUAGUGGAGGUGGGCCUGUGAUGCCCACUGACUUCUCUUUCUUAAUGUUGCUUCUGCUGUGCUCUGAGCUGCUUUCUUAAUGUUACGCAGGUCAAAAAUUGUUCCUCAUUAGCAUAUUGCUGGAGGAAUUAUGAAAAAAAGAAGGCUGAAAUUAAAAAUGUGCUAA